Molecule: messenger RNA, 690 nt
Organism: Mercenaria mercenaria
Lineage: Eukaryota; Metazoa; Mollusca; Bivalvia; Venerida; Veneridae
Exons: 2
Coding region: 1-690 (229 amino acids)
Biological process (GO): positive regulation of transcription initiation by RNA polymerase II
Molecular function (GO): transcription coactivator activity; DNA binding
Source: RefSeq, a predicted model, not a curated record
AUGAAAACUGUUCUGUCUUCUCACGCUAUGGAAAAGCACUUAGAUGCUAGCAAUCUCGACGCUUCUGUGUUCUUUAACAGGGACAUAAUGAAUAAAUCUAUUCAGAAAUGUUUGGAUGAACCCGAUGAAGUGACACAGUGUGGCAAACGUUUUGAACUAACAAAAAGGUUCGAUUAUGAUAUUGGAAUUCGUGGAUACACUCAUGAGCCAACUCACAAAAUAAAAGUUGUGUACACCAAAACAAAGAAGGUCAACGAGUGGAAAGGAGAUAUGAGAGUCGAUAUUAGAGAGUGGCAAGGCGACAAACCAACGAAGAAAGGUAUCAGUUUAACGUUAAUGCGAUGGAAGAAUUUUGUAGACCAACUAACCUAUGCGGAUAAGGCGUUACAAGAUAAGCAGUCCUAUUGGAGUCACCUUGGAGGUAAUGUUUAUUGUAACAUUACAGAAAACAACGUGUGCGUGGACAUAAGACAGUAUUGGAUGCCAGAAAAAGAAGUGGUACCGACAAAGAAAGGCAUAUGUUUACGACCGAAAGAGUAUGUCUGUUUGAAAGAAGUUGUGUCACAGAUAGGAACAUCACUCCCUGAAUUAGACGCGGUGGUACCCUGUUAUUUACAAAGUGAUCACAUGAAUCAGUUAGGCGCGCUUCAGUGCACAGAAUGUAAUCCAAAUGAAUGUGGGAGUUACUGA